Talaromyces rugulosus is the source of this 1752-nucleotide messenger RNA. RefSeq lists its product as uncharacterized. The record is from RefSeq and is a predicted model, not a curated record. NCBI's taxonomy places the organism in Eukaryota, Fungi, Ascomycota, Eurotiomycetes, Eurotiales, Trichocomaceae. The transcript has 7 exons. Gene Ontology annotation, molecular function: protein binding. Bases 1 to 1752 code for a protein of 583 amino acids.
AUGUACAACGCGCAUCGUGGAAUGGUUCCUGCUCCCAACUCUCGCCUGUCCGAGUUGUUGGAGCAGCUGCGCCAGGAAUUUGACAACCAGUCUCGGAGCACUGGGGAAUUUGAACACCAGCUGACUGGUCAGCUUCAAGAAAUGGAGAUGAUUAGGCAAAAGGUCUACCAGCUCGAGCAAACGCAAAUCAAAAUGAAGACCGACUACGAGAACGAAAUCCGAGUCUUGCGCCAUGAGCUCGAAUCGCGUGGGGUACAAACAGUGCCCUCGCAUGUGGGCGGCCCUCCUCAUGCAGGGCCGUCUCAAGCCCCACCAGCCCUUGGACACGGUACGAAUAACCUCUUUGGCGGGAUUAUGGCCAAUCAAGGAGGCAGCGGUCCUGGACUUGCUCCUCCCCCGCCCCAGGAUCAACAACCGCCGCAGCAUGGUCUUCAACAGCCGGCUCCAGCGGCACAGCAGGGACCACCGCAGCCCCCGAGCUCCUAUGGAGCUUACCAGCCAGGUGCUGCAGUAAACGGCUAUGGCCCUCCGCCACCUCCCACCGCCUCGCCUGGUCCUGGAAAGGGCCGGGGUAGGCCUCCUCCCGGACCUGCUACUCCCCAGCAAACGCAUCAACUUGCAUACCCGGCUCCCGGCGCCUCUCCCCAGAUUCCCCGCCCAACACCACCUGGUCAGGCCCUCGUUCGGGAACGACCUGGCAACACGUUAGCCAACUGGAAUCCAGAUGACCUGCCGGCCACACAAAAACGGGAAGGACCCGACUGGUAUGCAGUCUUCAACCCUGAGGUCCAACGAGUCUUGGACGUCGAGCUGGUCCACCAUCUGGUGCACGACAGCGUGGUCUGCUGCGUUCGAUUCAGUCGCGACGGAAAAUAUGUUGCCACAGGCUGCAACCGAUCGGCUCAGAUCUUUGAUGUGGCUACUGGUCAGAAUGUAGCAACGCUCCAAGAUGAGAGCGUUGACAAGGACGGAGAUCUGUACAUUCGCAGUGUCUGCUUCAGCCCAGAUGGCAAGUAUCUUGCUACUGGUGCCGAAGACAAGCAGAUCAGGGUCUGGGAUAUUGCCACCCGUUCGAUCAAACAUGUCUUUAGCGGACAUGAACAAGAUAUUUACUCGCUCGACUUUGCCGGAAAUGGACGGUAUAUCGCCUCGGGUAGCGGUGACAAGACAGUGCGGUUGUGGGAUGUCUUGGAAGGUAAACUUGUUUACACACUUAGCAUCGAAGAUGGAGUCACCACGGUUGCAAUGUCUCCAGACGGUCAUUAUGUGGCUGCUGGCUCUCUUGACAAGAGUGUGCGCGUGUGGGACACGACCACCGGAUACCUUGUCGAGAGGCUGGAGAACCCUGACGGCCACAAGGACAGUGUGUACUCGGUUGCUUUUGCACCCAACGGCCGUGACCUUGUCAGCGGUAGCUUGGAUAAGACAAUUAAGAUGUGGGAGCUGACAGCACCGCGGGGUAUGCUGCCUGGAACCGGUGUCAAGGGAGGCAAGUGCGUGCGCACAUUUGAAGGACACAAGGAUUUCGUCCUGAGUGUUUGCUUGACGCCUGACGGACACUGGGUUAUGAGUGGAUCCAAGGACCGCGGAGUUCAGUUCUGGGAUCCUAACACUGGUAACGCACAGAUGAUGCUGCAGGGUCACAAGAACUCUGUGAUCUCGGUUGCCCCCAGUCCAACUAACAACCUGUUCGCAACGGGUAGCGGAGACAUGCGGGCGAGGAUUUGGAGGUAUGUGGAAUUCCUGCCAUGA